AUGGACUCCCCCGCCGACGGUACCACCAGUCUCGAGCCGCAACUGCGAGCGCUCGAGGCAGAUCUGAUGGAUCUUGAAGCCCAAACCUCAAGGUUGAGCUCGCUGACCCCGCUACGCGAGCAGCAGCUUGCAGAGCUGCAGAAGGAGGUGUCAACCGUGCAGAUCGACCGAGCCCGCUUGCGGAACGAUCUUGACUCUCUCCGACAUGCCAUGGGCAAGUACAGAGCGCUGGUUGGCGCCAGCGACAAGUUAGAGGAGCGCAGGCUUGCGAUGCAGCAACUGUGCUUGACAGCUCUUGCCCAAGCCGCGCAAUCAAGCGAUUCACGUACGAAGGGGUUCUCAGACGAAGAGAUCGCAUCUCUGCGCCGCUACUGGGACUCGUUUGAAGCUGCGCGUGGAUGGGUCUUCUUGCCGAUCGCAUUCACCAGGAAGGGUGCACUUGACGAGGCUUGCGAAGUUCUUGACGCUCUCCAGCCCAACCUGUCGAAGAAGGUUCGUGCCGCCGCAACGAUCCUGCGUCGUCAGCAUCAACAGUACCAGCGGCAGCAGAAGCAGCAAGGCAUCAGGAGGAUCUUCGGAUGCAGACUCCGGGAAACACCGCUUCCCUACCAGACCCUCUUGCCUGCAUUUCGGAUGAUGGAGUCUCUCCUUGCCUCCUAG
Messenger RNA from Rhodotorula toruloides NP11, 660 nucleotides. RefSeq lists its product as uncharacterized. NCBI's taxonomy places the organism in Eukaryota, Fungi, Basidiomycota, Microbotryomycetes, Sporidiobolales, Sporidiobolaceae. The coding region runs from base 1 to 660 and encodes 219 amino acids. The record is from RefSeq and is a predicted model, not a curated record. The transcript has 3 exons.